Lentinula edodes (shiitake mushroom) is the source of this 800-nucleotide messenger RNA. RefSeq lists its product as uncharacterized. Bases 60 to 350 code for a protein of 96 amino acids. The record is from RefSeq and is a predicted model, not a curated record. The transcript is spliced from 3 exons. NCBI's taxonomy places the organism in Eukaryota, Fungi, Basidiomycota, Agaricomycetes, Agaricales, Omphalotaceae.
UCAAGAAUGACAGAGAAAAGCCAGAGUCAAGCUCUACUUUUCUCUUUACCUUUUUCAGAAUGCAAUUCUCCACCACCCUCGUCGCUCUCGCUGCCUUCAUCGUAGCUACCUCGGCUGUAUCGACCUCGAACCUCGAGCGUCGCAUCACCGACCCCGGUAACCCCGCCAACUUGAUCAACUGUCCACCUGGCGGUGGUGCAGACGCGUGCAAUCUCGAGCAGCCUUGCAGCCGCAUUCGAGUCAACUAUGGUAGCCCCCAGGGAGGACAUUACAUCUGGUACAACUACGACAUCACUGACAUUCCCACUGGAGUCGAGAUUGGCAUAGAAGAUAGCUGCACUGAUUACUGAAGGCUGAAGUCUGUCCGUUCUCUUUGAGAACUCGGCUGAGAAUGCAGGAAUCCGCAUGCACACAGAAUGAUCGUUAUUGAUGUACUAUUAUGACAGCAUAGGCAAAUCCCUUUCGAGAAAUCAUCGGGAUAGCAAAUCGGAGUUGAGUUACUGAGAAAUCACCAAGUUACGAAUUCAUGUGAAAUGGAGGAGAAAGUAUAACCAAGCUGAGAACGGUUCACGAGUCCCGCGUUGUGUCAGGAAAUAACUGGGCACCAAAUAAUCAUAUAAAAACUUUUCUCGUUGUGACGGAGGUCGGACUGCAACGUUUCCUUCGCAACAUCCUGAUAAUUUUAGCAUCCCGUGUGGAUAGUACGGGAUUUAGACAAGAAUGUUGGUGCUCAAUGCAGACGCAUCCGUUUUGAUAUUUUUUUGGAUAAUGUGAAAAUAAAGAGUGAAAAAAGAUACUAG